This is a messenger RNA of Oncorhynchus masou masou (cherry salmon), 1919 nucleotides long. RefSeq names its product UPF0711 protein C18orf21 homolog. The transcript is spliced from 5 exons. The record is from RefSeq and is a predicted model, not a curated record. Bases 259 to 921 code for a protein of 220 amino acids. Lineage: Eukaryota; Metazoa; Chordata; Actinopteri; Salmoniformes; Salmonidae.
GAUUGCAACAUUAGGACGGAAAGUGUAGGGUAGGCUAUCAUGCAAAGAGAAUGAUCGCUGUUUAAACCUAAACAAAUAAUUUAGCUAUCAUAUAUCUUAUCGAUUUCUAUUGCUCUUGAAGAUAAUUUUCAAGGUAAUGUGACUUCUAAACUCUUCUUUCUCUUAUCAACGCUCCAAAAGAGGUUAAACAAGGCGGCCAGGAAGUGACCAACCUUUCUCAAACGCGGAUUCUCGAGUCGGUGGCAAAGACAGAGAAACAUGGCUUUUACAGACCCCACAGGCUCAAGUCACAAGUUUUUAAAGGAUGCAUCGCUACUGUAUCAAGACAUUUGUCCGGAGCAGUCACGUUUUCUCAUGGGGAGACACCAGAGAAUGAAAGCUCCAGCCAAGUUCCAGCCCAUCCCUGAAGAAGAGCUCUGUCCCUUCUGUUUCCAGUGGCGUCGCCCAGACAACCACCGCAUGCGUCUGCAUCCCAAGCGGCGUGCGUCGGUGAGGGUGCAGAGCGUGUUGCGGAGGGAGGGCAAGGGCAAGAAGCUCAGCCUGGCUCAGAUGGACAUCUUACGGAGGUUCAGGGGCUCCUCAUCAGCUCUGGUGGCUACAUGCUACGCCUGUAACAGCACGUCCAAGCAUAACGGCGUCAACAGGAACUUCAUAGCCACUCUCUCCAAGAGCCACUGCACCCCCUGGAGCGCAGGCAAACACAAGACUCCCCAGUCCGGCAACAGAACCAACGCCUCCAAAGACAAGACGCCCUGCAGUACGCCAAGGUCAACCUCAAAGUCCCCCGGUUCCUCCUCGGCCUCAAAGCCCGCAGAUGUGAAGAAGUUGGCCUUCUCCCGCCUCAAGAGGUUCAUCAUGCUGGAGGACAACCAAAAGACCAAGACCAAGGGAGGACUCAAAGACUUCCUCUCCUCCCUCUGAAUGACUGACACUGGGCUCCGUUGCAUGGGCCCAAGAGUCGGCCAUGACACGAAACUGAACCAGUCUUUCUCUGGCCUGCUUAGAAUUCAGAAUGGUCCUACUGGAAUUCAGAACAACAAGGCGAUAGGGGGGAGGAGUCAGCUGUCAGUCAAUGAGCGCCACAGCGCCACCUGUUGAGAGAAUUAAAGGGGCAUGUUUUUUUUCUUCUUCACAUGCCACCCCUCAACUGCCCCUGAGGUCCCCCUUCCGUAGAACUGUCCAAACUGGGAAUGGUCGCACAUCACUCAGGAAUUCCACUGUCCCAACUGAAUGGUGGGAUUGGCAUCGGAUGGCAAAGCUCACCCCUCUCUUCCAUGGCCUUUAUGAUGAGGCAAGCAAAAUAAAUUGUUUGGAGUUAUAGGAUGUUUUGAUUGAGAGGGUGAUUUUUAUUUGUUACAAUCACAUUUAUGAUACAUAUGACUUUGUUAAUGCUUGAGUUUCAUACUUUAUUACUUGGUUGUUGUCCUCUGUUUUAUUUUGGGGGACUCCACAGGGCAUGUCUUCUUGAAACUCUCCCUCUUGUUAGAUCACCAGCCAGGUAGGGCUGUUCAUUUGUUACUUAUCUUAUGAUCACUGUGCCAAACACGUUUGUUUACUGGUGGUUUUGAGAAUCAUAUUUGGGUGAAUCGGACACAUCAACUGUUUAUAAUGAAAUAGGCGAUGGGCCUGAAACUUGUGAUGCGAUUAAACUACUUUUUUUUUUUUUAUACAAUAGUUCUGUUUCUUGUUAUUGAUGGUUUUCAUUUUUUACCUGUUAGUAAGUACAUAUUCACAAUACUAUUAGACUGCAUGUUGUAAUGGCUGCUUUGAUCCAACACAAUUUAUAACAAAGAAUUUCUUUGGUUGUAAUUAAUCCAAUGUGUGGGUCUGUAUCAUUGCAUACAAUCCUGAAUUACCUCACAUUUAUAUUCCUUCUACACUUUGCUUCUCUGAAAUAAACUUUUUCCUUUUAAAUAUUA